AUGUUCUUCUCCAAGGCCGUUUCGUCCAUUGUGGGCGCCACCGUUCUCGCUGCUGCUGCCGUCUCGGCUCAAAACUCGGCGAGUGUAGAGCCUUUCAGCUACGGCACCGCCAACUCCAACUACCCCGGUGUCCGAUCGACCGCCCGCAACGGUCCUACCAACCCUUCCGCGCCGCAGCUCAACACGCCCAUCAACCAGACUUCGACUUCGCGUCUCGCCUCGAUCAACUCGAUCGACGACUGGUGCACCUUUGGUCCCCCCGGUACCGGUCAGCCGCUUGCCGACGUCGAGGAGAUCACCGUCGCCUACUGCACCAAGCCUCGUAACAAUGCGCGUGUUAUUCCGGACGGCUCGGUCACCGGUGCCCACUUUGUCAAGACCCCGCUCUACGUCCAGCUCAUGGCUGUCGGUGACUUCACCAGCAUCGGCUUCCAGCAAGGCGACGAGGGUGGAGAGCUCGACCCUCACGGCGCUACGGGUCAGGGCAACCCCGUCGGCGGCAACGUCACUUCCAACGUCUCGGGCUCGGACGUCUUCUACGAGGAAUGGAUGAACUACGCUUCCUACAACCAGAUCUGCUUCCGUGUCUGCAUUGCCGGCAGCGAGCAGGCUCCUACUGCGCUCGAGUGCCAGCACACACUCGAUGUGAUGGGAUGCAACUUUGUCAUGCCCGGCAACUACGCCGACAAGGUCUUCGAGACAUGCGACGGUGACUCGGCCUACCCUCCCGGACUGUACCCCGUUGGCAACGGUCAAACUUCGACCUUCGUGCAGUUCUACACGGGCACCUACGUUGCUAACGGCGUAACUUACUCGUACACCAACGGCUCGCCCGACGAGAUCACCCCUCAGGCUGCUUACUCGACCCCCGCCACCUCCAACUGCCAGACCACCUCGACCAUCGCCAACGGUAUCAAGUCGAUCAUCCCUUCGUCCAGCGUCGCCUCUUCUUCCUCCUCGUCUGCUGCCAAGGCCUCCAAAACCCAGUCGUCCGGCUCGUCGAGCUCCACCUCUGGCUCGUCUGGCUCGUCUGGCUCCUCGUCGGGAUCGGGCUCCUCGGGCUCGGGAUCGGGCUCGUCUGGCUCUUCGGGUUCGUCCGGCUCGAGCAAUGCUUCGACCAGCGGUGCUUCCAAACUGGCCAACAGCGCUGCUGCGGGUGUGCUUGCUUUCGCCGCCGUUAUCGCUGGCGCCAUGAUGCUCUAA
This is a messenger RNA of Sporisorium graminicola, 1203 nucleotides long. RefSeq lists its product as uncharacterized. The record is from RefSeq and is a predicted model, not a curated record. NCBI's taxonomy places the organism in Eukaryota, Fungi, Basidiomycota, Ustilaginomycetes, Ustilaginales, Ustilaginaceae. The coding region runs from base 1 to 1203 and encodes 400 amino acids. The transcript has a single exon.